Molecule: messenger RNA, 1371 nt
Organism: Psylliodes chrysocephalus
Lineage: Eukaryota; Metazoa; Arthropoda; Insecta; Coleoptera; Chrysomelidae
Source: the annotation of a GenBank genome assembly
CGUUUGUUUGAAAGUAGGUAUCCAAUUAUUACCAGCAGUCGUUUAAAACAAAUUGACCGUAUUUGCUAUACUAUACGAUCGGAAAAUGGUUACAAUUAGUAAAGAGUUAUUUUACGAAAAAAUCAGCCAAGACGUAAAGUGCACCGUGAUCCAUUAUUGGUCAAAAAAUUGCGCCGGUGGAGCAUUUUCGCCAUAUGUUAUAAAAAAUAUCAUUGUGGGAGCUGGAACGUUUUUCUUGCCAGUAUAUUUGUUAAGAAUGUAUUUGGACUAUAAAAGGAAAAAUAAGAAUGUAGUAAAAAGAUUUGUACUUAAUGAAAUACGGGCAAUAUUAUAUGGUAUAUCAUUAGGUGGGACAUUAAUUAUGAAUAUUUGUCUUUUCAAGAAACUUUUUGGAAGAAUCCAUUACUAUAACCUAAUAUUUAUGCCGGCAUUUAUUUCUGGGUUCUCGUUGUUAAUCGUGUCGCAUGAAAAUCAGGUGUUGAAUACUCUACUAUUUUUCAAUUCGUUCAUAGAGACACUGCUAAAUAAAUGGGGCAUUUCUUCAAACAAAGAAGUAUUUUUAUUCAUGGGUCUCAGCGGCAUGUUAAUGUAUCUAUUAGAAAAUAGAACCGAAAAAAUUGACUUUACAUACUUCUGGUUUUAUACGCCACCAUUACGAGAACAUUCACUAGAAGAAAUCAAAAAUAGUUGUCAGCAUGAAGCUACUUGCCAGUCAAAUAUAUUUAAUGGUGCCUUAAAUUAUUUUUUAGUUGGAUAUGGGAUAAAUGCUACAAGAAGUUUUUUAUCAAAUUUUAAAAUUUUACCAAAGUAUCCAAGGAAAUUUUUUCAAAUUUUAUUCAACAAAUCUAACCUUACUUUUGGUCUGUUUAUAGGAGCCUAUGUAGGAAUAUACAAGUUUAUUUCGUGUUAUUUACCGAAAUUUAACAAAAUUAAGAAAAAAUGGCAUGGACUCAUAUCUGGAAUAUUAGCAGGCUGUACUUACAUUAUCUCUCCUACUUUACAAGUAACAGUUUUAGCCAUAACAACUAUACUACAGAUUCUCUACGAUAUUAUCAGUAAGAAAUUUAAAAUAACCAACCAUUUCUAUCAACGAUUACUGAUAUUCUCUUUUACGCAUGCGUACAAUCUUCAUAACAAAUUUUUUUUCCCGGAAACCGCUUCAAUGUAUUAUUUUAAAAUGGUAGAUGCUUGUACCAAUAACGUAACCAAGGGCAUAUACGAAAAUCUUAUUUCAAAGUACUUCAUGUAAAAUAAGAAAUUCUAAAUAGAAAAAUUAGUUUAGUUUAAUUUUUUUAAAUGUAAUUGAAUUGUCGUUUUGCAAAUAAAAUAUUAUAUAUAAAAAUUACUGAUUAAUUUUAGAACAGAAAGAAU